Molecule: messenger RNA, 1554 nt
Organism: Aspergillus campestris IBT 28561
Lineage: Eukaryota; Fungi; Ascomycota; Eurotiomycetes; Eurotiales; Aspergillaceae
Product: cytochrome P450
Exons: 4
Coding region: 1-1554 (517 amino acids)
Molecular function (GO): monooxygenase activity; iron ion binding; heme binding
Source: RefSeq, a predicted model, not a curated record
AUGGGGUUCGUUGAUGAAGGCCUUGCCAGCAAGGUCACGGUCCCGAGCUUGAUCUUGGCCCUCGUAGGAUAUUGCGUCCUGCGGGUUGCAUAUCAAAUCGUGUAUUACCGCUUCUUCCACCCCCUUUCUGUCUUUCCCGGUCCAUUCUGGGGGAGCGUGACUCGUCUGUGGAUCGCAUGGCACAAUGUUCGUGAGACGGAGCUGCCAGCGGUCACAGCCUUGACGAAGAAAUAUGGACCCGUCGUCCGCAUCACUCCCACCCUCCUACUCGUCGCCGACCCGACCAAACUUCCGGAAAUCUACCACCGUAAUGCCGACAAGACCGGCCACUACAUCACGGGCAGCUUCGGCGAGACCGAAUCCCUGUUCAACAUGCGCUCGCACAAGACUCACGCCUCGUUCCGCAAGCACGUCGCCGGCCCGUACAGCUUCACCAAUGUCAAGAGAAUGGAGCCAAUGAUUGAUGCCCGCAUCAUGUCCUGGCUGGACAAGCUGAACGAGAACUUUGCCCAGACGGGCGACGCGGUUGAUUUUGCCUGGUGGGCAGUGUACAUGGCCUACGACGUCAUCAGCGAAGUCGGCUUUGGCGCCCCCUUUGGCUUCAUCGAACAAGGUAAGGACGUCGGCGGUCUUAUCCAGGGGUUCCACGACGGACUGCCCGCGUUCGGCAUGCUCGCGCGUUUGCACCCCUUUACCAGCUGGAUCAAGACCACCUGGAUGAAGAAGUACUUUGUCGCCAAGCCCGAGGACGACUCGGGCAUCGGCGUGCUGAUGCGCUUUCGGGACAGCCUGAUCCAACAGCGCCUCGACGAUGUCAAGAACGGAAAAGCGCUCGACCGCGUCGACCUGCUGCAGACCUUUAUCGAUGCCCGGACCGAGGAGGGCAACCCCCUGGAUCUGGAAUACAUCAAGGCGGAAGUGCUCCUGGUGCUCCUGGCUGGUGCCGAUACCACCGGAACUGUCUUCCAGGCGAUGAUCCCCUACCUGAUUCAGACCCCGGGGGUCUACGACAAGAUGAUGGCCGAGAUCGAUGAGGCCGCCCGGAAGGGCAUUCUGGGCGCCGGCAUUGCCCAGUAUGCCGACGUUCUUGAGCACCUGCCCUACUACGUGGCCUGCGUGCGCGAGACGCUGCGACUGUGCCCCCCGGCCCCCAACAUCUUCCCCCGCGUGGUGUCCGAGCCGGGCAUGAAUCUUUAUGGCAAGUAUGUGCCGGCCGGUACCGAGAUCUCGGGCAAUCCGUGGAUCAUGCAGCGUGACCAGACAAUGUUCGGCGACGACGCCGAGGAGUUCAAGCCUGAACGGUGGCUCGAUGCCGAAAAGGCCAAGCUCUUCAACAAGUACCUGUUCACCUUUGGCUACGGAGCCCGCAUCUGCUUGGGGAGGGAAAUCGCGAUGAUGGAACUGUACAAGGGACCACUCGAGCUCUUCCGCCGCUUCAAGCUCGAGUUUGUCCCAGGCAAGCCGGCCCCAGAGUUCACGAUCAAGGGCGGCGUUGGCUACUGGCGCAACGUGUGGCUGACUUUGUCCAAGCGUCCUGCCGUUCUGGCCCAGUAA